AUGGAUUCCAGUACCGAAGCUUCCCUACUCGCAAGCGGGAAAGAUGCUACCAGCAGCAGCGGCAGCAAGCUAUUACUGAAAAAAUCCGGCAGCAGAAACAACCCGGGUUCUAGAUCUCGCGGCGUGAGCGGGUGGUGGGUCUUCGCGCCGUUCCGAUGGCUGCUGCGGGUGCUGUUGUUCUGGCGGCGGCGCAGCGACGACGACUUUGAGCGGAAGCUGCAGCACCUGUCGUCGGAGGAGGUGAACGUGCACCGGCGGCUCAAGCAGCGCAUCGUGUGGUGGCGACGCACCGCGCGCUCCAUCAUGCUCUACUCCUCCUCGCUCGAGUUCCUGAUUGUGGGCGUGGCGGUGGUGGUGGCGCGCUCGCCGGACCUGCUGUGGCACCACCGCCUCGUGCGCACGUCGCCCGUGCUGCUCUUCCCACUGCUCGCCACGGCGCUCUACACCCUCUGCUCGCGCCUCGUGCAGCUGUACGACAAUCGGGAUCGGGACACGCUGGAGCGCCUCAAGGCGGAGAGGCAGGCGCACCUAGACGAGCUCAAGGAGCGCACCAACUAUUACAAGACGCUGCAGAUCAUCCAGCAAUACGAGAAGGAUCCUGGCUGGUCGGCGGCAGACCCGUUGACAGCAGCAGCAGCAGGUACUGCUGGCGCGAAGGCUGGUAAUGCUGCCGGUUCAAAGGGCCUCCCUGGUGCUGGUACUGGUGCGGGUGCUGCUGGCUCUGCUGGUGGUGUGCUUGGCAAGGGUCGUAGAACGAGCUCUCUUCCCUCCUUCCAAACUCCUCAAACGCCCCACACGCCCUCCUCCUCCCUGCUACCAUCUAUCGUGGGCGUCAUUGGCGGUGGUGCGUCUGGUGCGUCUGCAGACACCAACGGUAUCGCCUCCCCUGAUGCUGCUGGGUACGGCGCUGCCGGUGCGGCAGGGGUGGCAGGAGGAGGAGUGGGCGGGGGGGGUGGAUUCAUGGGCGGAAAGGGAGGGUACCACCAGGACGAGGCAGCAGCAGGGGGGAUGAGUUUGAGCAGCCCUGCUGGUCUGCGCAGGCGCAGGGGGAGUGGGAAUCAUGGGAGUGCGGGAGUGAGUCCUGGGGCGGCUGGGGGACAGGGCGCGGGCGGGGGAGGAGGCGGAGGAGGGGGAGGGGGAGGGGGAGGAGGAGGAGCAGGUGGGGCGGAUGCAGGUAACUCGUUUGGGGGAGGGGCGCUGGGGUGGAUUGCUGGGUUGAUUCUGGGGGAUGCGGUGGCAGGGGAAGGAGGGGCGGCAGCAGGGGGAAGUGGACCAGGAGCAGCAGCAGGAGCGGGAGCGGGAGCGGGAGCAGCAGCGAAAUCGCCCUCGCUCUUGCUCCCAGGGCCUCUGGCCUCUACACCAUCUCACAGCCGCAUCAGCAGCGGUGGUGUUGGUGGUGGCAGCGCGGCAGCAGCAGUAGCAGGGCGCCCGUCUAGUGGGGCGUUCGGCCAUGGAGCAGGGGCUGAGGCAGGGAGAGAAAUCGCAGGAAUGGGGGUAUCAGCGCACGGGUAUGGAGAUAGAGCGAUGUCAGGUCCCGGGAUGGGAAUGGCGGCUACUGCUGCUGCUGGUGGGGGUUUUGGUGGUGCUGGCGGUGUUGGUGGAGGUGGUUGGGGGGGUGGGGGGAGUGGAGCAGGGGCGAGGAGGACAGGAAGGGCGUCGGAGGAGGGGUGGAUGGCGAGGAUAGCAGCGAUGCUGGUGGGGGAGGAUGCCACUCAGUGCUAUGCGCUCAUCUGCCACAAGUGCUUCAGCCACAACGGCUUGGCGCGCAAGGAGGACUUCCCCUACAUCACCUACAUCUGCCCCCACUGCCGCCACCUCAACCAAGCUCCCGCUGCCACCCAGCAGCAGCCGCAGCAGCAGCACCACCAACACUCCCACCCCCACCCGCAGCAGCAGCACUACCAUGAGCAAAGUGGCAGUGGCAGUGGCGGAAUAGGGGGGUUCGCAAGCGGUGGUGAGAGUGGUGUGGGAGGUGCAGGUGGUGGUGGGGAUAGGGGUGCAGAUGAUGGGGAACUGGAUGAAGUGGGUGAAAGCAUUGAGGGGGGAGGAGGAGCGAAUGGAGGGGGUGGCGGAGAGGGAAAUGCAGAGAUGGAAGCUCAGCGGGGAGCAGAGGAGGAGGGGGGAACAGGGAGUGAGGGACAUGUGCAGAGACCAGGGCAGGAUGACGGUGCCAGGGAGUUAGGAGUGGUGGACGGUGGUUCCACUGCUGGGUUGCCCGUGGCUGGUGGAGAUUCACACGAGGGGCCUGAGAGGCCUGAGGGAGCUGGGGGGUCUGAGGUGUGUGGUGUUUCAGCUUCACCUGUGCGUGAAGGGAAGGAUGGAGGGAGUGGUGAUGGGAGUGGCUUGGACGAGGGUGAGUGGAGCAUCGUGAGCGGUGGUGGGGAAGUCGAGAAAGCUAAGGUGGAGGCGUGA
Closterium sp. Naga37s-1 is the source of this 2412-nucleotide messenger RNA. The record is from the annotation of a GenBank genome assembly. Lineage: Eukaryota; Viridiplantae; Streptophyta; Zygnematophyceae; Desmidiales; Closteriaceae.